UAGCCGCCGCCGGGCCGGGCCGGGCCGGGCCGGGCCGUGCGGUGCAGGCUCCUCCCCGGCCGCUUCCUCAGCGAGCGGCGGCGGCGGCAUGUGGAGGCCGGCAGCGCUCUGCGCCGUGCGGGCGGCGCGGCGGGCGGCGGCGCGGCGGCGAAGCGCUGGCCCCGGGGGCGCCCCGCUGGAGCGGGCCGGGGCCGCGGCCGCCGCCACCGUCCGCGGCCGGGCGCAGCUACAGUGUGCGUCGGAGCUGAAGAGCAGGGCGGUGCGGUUUGUGAGUGUGAGAAACGCAGGGACUCUGAGUGACAGAAGCUCUUUAGAUGAGACCACUUAUGAAAAACUGGCUGAAGAAACACUGGACUCCUUAGCAGAUUUCUUUGAGGACCUAACCGAUAAGCCUUUUACCCCAGAAGAUUACGAUGUCUCUUUAGGGAGUGGAGUUUUAACAGUUAAAUUAGGUGGAGACAUGGGAACAUAUGUAAUCAAUAAACAAACACCAAACCGGCAGAUUUGGCUGUCCUCACCCACUAGUGGGCCCAAGCGCUAUGACUGGACUGGACGGAAUUGGGUGUAUUCUCACGAUAGAGUAUCUCUUCAUGAACUACUAUCAAAAGAGUUUUCAACAGCAUUAAAAACUAAAUUGGAUUUGUCCUGCUUAAUAUAUUCUGGAAAAGAAGAUACUUGAUGAUAUUCUACCUCACGGAACUUCAAAGACUUGAAGCACAAGCCCUCCCCUGUUUCCUGAGUACCCGAGCUUACUGUUUUUCUUGACGUCACCAUGUUGUGCAGCAAUAUGAAAAUAAUACAUUUUUCUCAAGUGCUCAGCCCUUGGGUUUCUGUGUCACUGCUUGAAUCUAUGCCCAUGGUUGAACACAUGGUUGAGGUCUCCCUUCCUGUGACUGCGUUUCUUACUUUCUUACUGCAGAAGCUGUGGAUUCUUACUUUCUAGUUUUGCAUGGACUGGCCUGCUGGGUGAGUUCUGACAAGCGCACGAAUGUCAAACUUUUUUGUUGAGACAUUAGCCCAAAACCAAGAAAUGCCUCUGAAUUACAAUGAUGUAAGCUGUGGUACUUUGAUGCCUUGCAGUAAAAGUUGCAGCUAGUGAUAGGAUUUUAAUGUUACUGCAGGUAAAUAAGGCGUAGGAGUCAAAUUGAAUGUGUCAUAAAGGACGUGACUGUGGCAAAACUUUUCGUUUUGUGUGAUGGAUGUAGUUUUUUCUCGGUAUUGCAGAACUUGCUCUUUUCUCCAAAUUCUCAUUUCUUUUACGUUGGGAUAUUUUUCUGAGCUAAACUUAAAACUACCAACAGGUCUGCAUGGUUGUAAGCAUCAUAUGAAUUCAAAAAGGCUGGCGUGUAAUGUUUAAGCUGUGCAGCAAUCUUUCUGCAAAUACUUUAUUCUCUUACUGUGAAAUUCUCUUCCUGUUUUUACUCUCCACAGAGUAAAAAGAUGUAAUUUAUUGCCUGUUUUUUAGUUAAGGUAAAUGGAGAUUCUCUCAUGAUAGCAAAAAUUGUACCACUGCAUUUCUUAGGUGAGUGGGCUCGGAUUAUCUUUUUUAACCAUUAUGUGAGACUUCCCUUAAUACCAUGUUCACGCAGAAACAUUUCCCUUUUGGUUUUAAGAUAUGUUUUUUAAAAAAAAAAAGAGAUAAUGAAAUAAAUUAUUAUACCCCAGAUCUUACACCAAAAAGCUUUAAAAACAUUGAACCACAAGAACACUAACGCUUGCACUGUUGUAUGGAGUAUCAGUAUUAUUGCUACUGAUUGUUCUUGAAUUGCCUAUGAAAUGGGAGCACAAAGUUGUUGUCUAAUUCUUGAGAUAACUUAUACCAUAUUGUUAACGUAUUUUUCUUAUUGCGUGAAAAGAUGUUCAGAGCAAAUUAAUUUUCUUCGUGGUUCCUCUGACACUUCUGAUUAUUUAGCUAGAGAAUCAUGACAAGCUGGAAUUAUUACAGGUGUGAUUCAUUCCGCUACAAAAGAACAAUAGCUAGAUAGCAUCAUUGUCCUGUACUUACAACUAAAAUAUAUGUUGUUACUAGCUAUUUCCCACUGUUAAUUAGAGAAUACCAUUCCCUUGGAACCAGAUCGUGAUUAAGUGUGAAAACUGUGAUCAUGUUAAUUGUGCAAACUGUUACACGUUUUCAAUCAAAAUUUGACAUGGUCACUAUUACCUGUAUAUACUCCACUGGAUGAGGUAAAUAAAAGGAGUAGCAAGUGAUACAAGAAUGAAAGCGGCUUCUUUUUUUUUUCCCCCUCAAAUGAAAGCUAAAACCAGAACAUCUUUUUGCUGUUUUGAAUUUAGAACGGUAAAAAUAAUUUACAGCACAUGGAAAACAAUAGUAUUCCAAUCAGUCUCCUAGUAACUAAGAAAGUUACUUAGAUACAUCUGGAUAGAUGUUAAUUACCUGGUAUUAGAAUCUAGGAUACUUCCUCUUGCUUCUUUCUUUGCUUGAUCAUAUGUAACUUGUGUAAUUAUUUUUUCCUAUUGGCUAUUCCAAAAAUUAUUUCAUGUAAUUUGCAUGUAAUUGAUUCAUAAACAUGCAUGUGAUUCACAUUUUGGGGUUCAUUCUCUAUGCCUUUCCAUCUUGUACAGUUGUUCACAUCAAAAUACAAUUGCACGUAGAGCAUGUAGAAUCCAUUGUGUAAAGUUUGAUUUCCCACUAUGACGAUAAAGAUCGCGGAUGGGCAUAUUGUGCUGGAUUAUUUGUGUUUGUUAAAACACUUACUGCAAAGAUUCUAUUCAGAAUUUGGCCAGCCAGGGUGGGUUUUUUAAGAGCACUCCAACCUUCAUGUUUGAAGUGCCUUCCCUUUCAUCCACAAUGCUACUGCUAUUUAUGCAAACAAUUUCCUGGUUUUAGCUAGCUGAGUAACAGUUGGAUUUAAUCCAACUGGGGAAGAUGAAUAGCAUCAGCUUGUUAGAAUGAGGGCUUUUUUUUUAUCCCCAUAUACAAAAUGAAUUGUAAGACAUGAUUCAUUUGUGCUCUAAUACUUGCAUGAGAUUUUAAGUGAGGAUGAGGACUCCGUCAGUCACCAUGCUUGUGCAUAGGAGGAGUUCUGAUCCUGGUGUCAGACUGCAUAUCGCCCCAAGACAAGUAGGGCUUCUGUACUAUUUUUCACUUCCUCAACUUGUAUUAGCAGAUUGCUCCACAGUUACAAACCUGACAGGCAUCGUGUCAAUUGCUUGCUGCUUCACUCCUCUCAAAAUAGCUGAAGGAAUCCUCUGAUACUCACUAUGAAUGGUUAAUACCACGUAAGAAUUGGUGUAUUACUGGUGGCUUUUUCCCCACAAGACAGUUGCUCUGUCUUUGGUGAAGGAAAGCACAGAGUGCUUUUGAAAGACAAAUACUGAUAUCUGAAACCCUGCUCGAUGCUCAGAGAAAGUGAGGAGUGUUGUUCCAUGUUAAGGUACAUCUGAAUUUUCACCGAUAGCUAAUUGUCCUUUCUGCAGUCAGUGACUGUGUUUGUCUGCUUCUGUCCUACAGCUCCAAAGUCCCAGCAUUUCUAACCUUGCUAAAAUUGUUUUCUGUGUGCCAAGGAUUUCUCUGGAAAUCUUGGUAGAUACAUGUAGUUCAGCUAAGCUUACAGCAACUGCUCCCCAUCUGUGGCGGUCAUGAAAUGCUACAUGUGUUCAGCAGGAGUUACGUGCCUAAGUGCUUGUCCAGUGUUUUUUGGUUCAUUUUCCUUUCUGCUUGUGGUAAUUCUUAAGUAAUGGUAUCUCUUCCUUCCAAGGUUGUUCCAUGUGACAAAAUCAGCCUGUCUUGUUUCCUUAAAAUUCCCUAAGUCCUUUAGCAGCUUCAGUACAUGGGAUUUAUUGACCUGUCUCAAAGAGCUGAUAGCUGAGUAAGGGUAGGGGAAUUGCAGGGAGUGUUUGAUUACUUUUGGGUUCUGGUUAAUGGUUGAACUCUGUGAUUGUGCUAACCAGUCCUGGAACGUGUGGGAGUCUUGCAGGAGUGAAUCCUUGGAAGGAAGGCAGAAGCUUGCCAAAAUACCUGGAAGAACAUUCAAAAUAAAAAAGGAAGCAUGGGAGGAGCAGAAGAAAAGGCUAUCAGGAAGAGAUUAAC
This is a messenger RNA of Anas platyrhynchos (mallard), 4051 nucleotides long. It is a transcript of the gene FXN, whose product is annotated as frataxin. Gene Ontology annotation, cellular component: mitochondrion. Lineage: Eukaryota; Metazoa; Chordata; Aves; Anseriformes; Anatidae. The record is from RefSeq and is a predicted model, not a curated record. Gene Ontology annotation, molecular function: 2 iron, 2 sulfur cluster binding; ferroxidase activity; ferrous iron binding. Gene Ontology annotation, biological process: intracellular iron ion homeostasis; iron incorporation into metallo-sulfur cluster.